Molecule: messenger RNA, 2733 nt
Organism: Adineta ricciae
Lineage: Eukaryota; Metazoa; Rotifera; Eurotatoria; Adinetida; Adinetidae
Source: the annotation of a GenBank genome assembly
AUGGAACAAGCGAUUUCUAAAACAAAUUUUCAAUUAGUUCGUUUUCGAGAUAAUAUUGUACAGAUUCAAACUGCCGUCAUUAACGGCAGUGAAUGUUUGUGUUUAGAAGAUAUUCAACGACGUUUUCCUUCGGUAUCAGCAUUGGGUAUCGACGAUAUUCAGUUGACUUUUCUACGUGAUGAAGGUGGUCACUAUCAAGUUCCAUUACGUAUUCAAGCAAUCAAAAAUACGGUUGUCGACGCUUUCGAACCAGUCGAAAGACAGACAUGUGGCACAGUUCACACUUUAUUCGAUCACAUCGAUGCAAAAAUACACGAAAUGGACAAGAAGACUGAUCUUAUUCUUGCGAAUACACAAGAAACGCUCACUCGAAUCAAACAUGUCAUGACAUUAAUGUACGAAUUACAUGAAUACACAACUCCUCGAUACUUUUUUAUCUUACCAGUCAGUCAUCGUAAAUGGACAUCGAUUACUGGCGUACAGAAUCUAUUUCUUCUACACUACAAACUCUUCUUUCUAUGCGAAUGUUCGAACGAUCCCGAUCAUUUGCACAUCGCUCCACAUGAUGGCUACUCGAUCAAAAAGCCGAGUGAAUUCAUCGCGAAUUACGGAUCUUAUCUUCGAACAACACUACGUAUUGCCCGAGGUUUACUUUCAGCCGGUGGUUUCGUUCUUCCUUAUUCAGACAACGCAUCCCUAAUGUUAGCAAACGCCCUUCCACCAUUUGUUCAAGAGCCGACGAACUAUACUGAAGUAAAUAGCAAACUAGAUGUCGUCGAAAAGAUGCUCAAUGAAACGAACAAUCAAGUAACACGUGUUGAUCCAUCGAUUGUACGGCAAGCAGUUCUACCGGAAAUCCCAUUACAAGGUGCACAAUUACGAGAACUCGAAGCCUUCCUAGAUUUUGUCGAUGACAAGCAUAGCCUAGGAAAUCUUUACCGAACUAUCACAGAUGACGGUCAUGUUCGAUGGGUUUGCUUAGAACAUUACAAUACAACUGGUUUUAACAAUAAAAUGUUGGAUUAUAUUCGUCAAUUGGAAUCUAUUGGUGGAAAAUAUGAUUCGCAAAGACGAGAAGCUCUUCUCACCGGUGCUUUAACAUCGAAAAAUGUAAUUAUGAUUUGUAAUGCACUGAAAAGUGGUUUUACGAUGUUAACUCUGGUACUCGAAUGCUGUUCGAUUGAUAUAAAAGAUCUCGACAAACUAUUCGACGUUAUUAUCAAUCGUUCAUCUGUUUACCGAUUGAUUAUUUCUAAUCUUGAAGUUCGGCAAUGGAUGAGCACAACAAAGUUUAUAUGUAAUCAUAUUAUGAUCUACUUGAAAAAUCAAUCGUUGAAAGUGCAGUUUUCUCAUAACGAUGAGAGUAUGAAGAUCCUUGUUCGACUGUUCCAACAGAACAAAAUCUGUCGGACAUUUCAUUUUCAUGGAUACGAUUUACCAUUCCAUGAUGAAAUAUUGUUCAAUUUUGUGAAAGUUCAUCGAGAAUUAACGUCAUUAAUCAUUGAUCAUUUGUUGAAUAUCGAUUUUCUUAAUGCAAUUCUGACUUCGAGUGCAAGUCUUCGUCGAUUGAAAUUAAGUUUUUGGUUCAAUUCAUCAUCGACUCUAUUCGGUCUUUGUCAAGCCAUUCAACGAAAUCAAACGUUGACUGAUUUAGAUCUCAUCGAUCACACCUGUGUCGACGAUAAAUCCGGUACGAUUGAACUAUUGAAAACAUUACAAAUUCAUCCAACUAUCAAACAUCUUCGUCUACACAUUUUUGAUGUACAGUCAGCAAAUGAGAAUGAACAAUGUUUGAUCGAUUGUCUAUUGCAUCAUAAAUUCAUUACUCAUCUCCGCAUAUCUCAAUCGAAUUUUUCUCAUGAAUUUACUCAAGCACUUAUUUAUGCGUCAAAUGACCUUCAUUCGCUGACCUAUCUUGACAUAUACGAUAGUCAAUUGAAAGAAGAUCUCGCUGCUCAGUUGCAGUUAUUGUAUACAAAUGAAAGUUUAGGUCAUUUGUUCAUCUUGAACCGACCCUAUUCAUCGAUAGUUGUAACUGAACUUCGACAAGAACUCCAGAAUGAAAUUUUGCACUAUCGAAACUGUCAACUCGAAGAGAAAAUCGCACAAGCAUAUACCCACUCGUCGGUCUGCUUAGAUCAAAUGGAAUUAACAGAUCACGAUAUGGAUAUCGUUAGCAAACAAGCAAUUGCCCAACAACAGUGUCAAUUACUCUCCUUACAGUCGAAUAAAAUCACGGCUAUCGGCUGUUCUAUCAUUGCCAAUGCACUGAUUGACAAUCACACAUUAGAAAUGUUGUACCUCAAUAAUAAUUACAUAUCCGAUGAUGGUGUAAAUACACUUGCACACGUUCUUUCCAAUGAAAAUCAGUCCGUUAGAACACUCAUCCUUCAGAACAAUCGAAUUACCGAUCGAGGUGCACACUCUCUCGCUCAAAUGUUGGCUGUCAAUCGAACCUUAACUUGGUUGUAUCUUGGAGAGAAUCAAAUCAGUGAUGAAGGUAUACGAGUCCUAACGGAAGUGCUCAGUAGUCAGAAUACAACGCUUGAAAUGUUAGUUAUCUCGUCGAAUAAGUUAAUUACAGAUACAAGUGUAGAUCUACUUUGUUCAAUGAUCGAACAAAAUCAAACGCUAACAAAACUAUGGAUUGACAAUUGUAAUCUGUCUGAAACGGGAAAACAAAGAUUUCAGGUAACACAACAGUUGAAACAAAACUUUUAUAUCCGUUUGUAA